ACUUACAUAUGUACAUACUCACGUGUGUUUUUAACGUCAUUGACGUUUAAUAACAUUUUCAACAAAAUAUGUAACUUUUAUCAUGAUUAAAAAUUGUUUAAUGCUGCAAUAAAAUUCGGCUUACAUACAAAAUUUAAUUUAAAUUACAGUCCUAUGAAGCAUAAUUUAUAAAUAUUAUUGGCUGUAAAAUUGUCUAGUAUUGGGUUAUUAAGAAUCAUGUUAAAGUUUAAUGGGUUUUAUGGAAAAUCAACUGAACAUUUACCCAGUAUUCCAUAUUCGAAGUUCAUGGUCGUAAAAAGAUAUAAACAUCAACAUAAUAUGAAGAACUGGUACAAAACAUUGGAGGUUUCGGAAGACUGUGAGGAUGAAACGCUAAGAUUGGCAUUUGUUUACCUAGCAAAACGGUUUCAUCCAGAUAGCGGUACAUCUGAAGCUAAUGCAAUUAAAUUUUCUGAGAUUGAAAAUGCUUAUAGACAAAUUCGUAAGGCGAGAGUGCAGCAGAAAGAAAAAGAAGCAACGUUACCUGAUGUUGAAGAAUUUGAUAUUAAACAUACAGCACCACAACAUCGACAUUAUUUAACAUAUAAUGUAGGAGUUGGAACAUACAGUAAAAGACAGAAACUAUAUACAGCAGAGAGAGCUCAAAAAGCAGUUGAUAAUGUCAUGGAGCAUAGGUUGAAAAAGUUGCAAGCCGAGGAACGUAAUACAUUAGUUGGACAAGAUAAACAACGUGCUAAAGACAUUAAAACACGUUUUGGUAUGGAUCGUUUGGUAGAAGAUUUAAUUCAAGAAGCAAUGAAUCAGGGUCAAUUUAACGAUCUACCAGGCAUGGGUAAACCUUUGAAAGAAAAUAUGAUUACCCGAAACCCAUAUGUUGAUUUUGUUACAUAUAAAUUGAACGAGGUACUAAUAGAAAACGGAUUUACUCCGGAAUGGAUACAAUUAUCUAAAGAAAUUCGAGAGGAAACAGAAUACUUACGAAAACGGUUAAAAGAAGCACGAAACGAAGUGGGUUCUCUUCCAUUGAGUCUUGAAGAUGAAGCAUCUUGGAAGAAUGUUAUAGAAGAUUUUAGGUCUACAACAAAACGUGUAAAUAAUAAAAUAGAUAAAUACAAUUUAUUAGUACCAAUACUUCAAAAACAAAUGUGUCAUAUUAAAUUAGAAAAUCUUGCAGAAGAAGCACUCUCUAUACCUCCAGAAAAAGUAAAUAGAAAACGUUUAAAUUACGAAAAUAUGAAUUCAUCUGUUAAUGAACAUGACAAAGGAAUAUUCGAAAUCAUAACUUCUAUUUUUAAUAAAAAGACUUCAUAAGAUAUAAAAUAUAGUUCUUUUACAUUCUGUAUAU
Molecule: messenger RNA, 1345 nt
Organism: Colletes gigas
Lineage: Eukaryota; Metazoa; Arthropoda; Insecta; Hymenoptera; Colletidae
Product: dnaJ homolog subfamily C member 28
Exons: 6
Coding region: 217-1311 (364 amino acids)
Source: RefSeq, a predicted model, not a curated record